GGCGGUACUUUUGCCCUUACUAGAGAUGGCGCUGGCCAGCGUGUUGGAGAGGCCGCUGCCGGUGAACCGCCACGGGUUUUUCGGACUCGGGGGUCGAGCGGAUCUGUUGGACCUCGGUCCAGGUAGUCCCAAUGAUGGGCUGAGCCUAGCCGCGCCCAGCUGGGGUGCCCCAGAGGAACCGAAAAUCGAAAUACUUCAUGGAACCACCACCCUGGCCUUCAAGUUUCAACAUGGAGUCAUUGUUGCAGCGGACUCCCGGGCCACAGCCGGUGCCUACAUUGCCUCUCAGACAGUAAAGAAGGUGAUAGAGAUCAACCCCUACCUGCUGGGCACCAUGGCUGGGGGUGCAGCGGAUUGCAGCUUCUGGGAGCGGCUAUUGGCUCGGCAGUGUCGAAUCUAUGAGCUUCGAAACAAGGAACGCAUCUCGGUAGCAGCUGCCUCCAAGCUGCUCGCCAACAUGGUGUAUCAGUAUAAAGGCAUGGGGCUAUCCAUGGGCACCAUGAUCUGUGGCUGGGAUAAGAGAGGCCCUGGCCUCUACUAUGUGGACAGUGAAGGAAACCGGAUCUCAGGGGCCACCUUCUCUGUAGGUUCUGGCUCGGUGUAUGCAUAUGGGGUCAUGGAUCGGGGUUACUCCUAUGACCUGGAGGUGGAACAGGCCUAUGAUCUGGCCCGUCGCGCCAUCUACCAAGCCACCUAUAGAGAUGCCUACUCGGGAGGUGCAGUCAACCUCUACCAUGUCCGUGAGGACGGCUGGAUCCGAGUCUCCAGUGAUAAUGUAGCUGAUCUACAUGAGAAGUACAGUGGAUCUUCCCCCUGAAGGAGGGUGCAUGUGGCUGCUUGCGUUUCUUGGGGUGACCGUUGUUGGUGAUAUGGGAACAGCCCUCCAUCCUAGGGGGCAAGAGUCCCCAGUUGUAUUGAUUAUUUUUUUUAAGCUCUAGUGCAUCGACCUCUGUGUGUUACCAGUUGUUAAUGAGCUGCUGCAGAGGGGAUGAUUUGUUUUACUCUCUUGGAUGUUAACAUUACACUACUCGCCCUCA
Molecule: messenger RNA, 1037 nt
Organism: Rhinolophus ferrumequinum (greater horseshoe bat)
Lineage: Eukaryota; Metazoa; Chordata; Mammalia; Chiroptera; Rhinolophidae
Gene: PSMB5
Product: proteasome 20S subunit beta 5
Exons: 3
Coding region: 26-817 (263 amino acids)
Cellular component (GO): proteasome core complex
Molecular function (GO): threonine-type endopeptidase activity
Source: RefSeq, a predicted model, not a curated record